GAUGUUUUCAUUCUCUUUCUCUCUCUAUCUCUUGCCAAGUAGGGGGUGUCCUGUUCAAUUCAUGCUCUCUAAAGGUAAAUCAAAUCAAAUGUAUAUGUGAUUAUGCGAUUGAUCUUGUGAUUUCGUUUUCCCGGACUCGUAAUCUGGAAUUUCAGAAUCAAAAUGCGCAAUUCUCGUAAACUUCAAUUGAUAUAUCUGUGGAAUUUUGGUUUCUUGAUGAUGAGAUUGAUUGGCAUUUGUUCAAUUAGGCGUUUAGCUUCAUUUCAAAUUUCUUCGAUUCGAUAGAUAGAUAGUCUUGCUUCAUCAACGAUAUCAGAUUAUCGAUUUCUCUGUUGCUUGAUUUUGCGAUGUAUAAUUUCCGUGCAUGUAAAUGUCGAUGCUAGAUUUCUUUCUAAAUGAGUUGUCUCAUGCGUUUGUCAGCAUCAUCUCCAGGCUGGGGGAGAAAUAUCAGUUCAUUAUUUUCGGAUUAAAGUUGAAAUAUCAUUUCUUAAUUGGGAAUUUGCUGUUUCUGGAAUGGAAAAGACCAGUAGUAUAUCACAGAUAACUCUAGAGAGGAAUCCUAGAGGAUUUGUUAAUGGCUUAUAUUCAAUGGCUUCUGAAUGGCUGUUGAUUCUACUGUUAUUAAUUGACGCUGCACUUUCGUAUCUACUUACUAGAUUUGCUCACCAUUGUAAGCUGCAAAUUCCUUGCAUAUUAUGCUCGAGGCUAGAUCAUAUUUUUGCAGAUGAGAGGAUUGAUUUCUAUACGACUCUACUUUGUAAGAAUCAUAAAAUUGGAAUAUCAGCAUUGGUAUACUGUCACAUCCACAACAAACUUGUUGAUGCAGGAGGAAUGUGCGAAGAAUGUAUGAUGUCGUUGCCUUUGCAGAAUGGAUCAAACUCAGACAAAUUAGGUAUGGACAUUGAACAAUAUCACAAUGGUCUGACCAGCACUGUAAGUUCGAAAACUUGUACAUGUUGUAGUAAGCUUUGUACAGUCAAACCAAACCUUAAGUUGCAACCGCUACCUCCAAUUGGUCGCAGCAUUAGAACCCACCCAAAACCACCUUUGCCUCACCACCCUCCAAGAAAUAUUCGUUUAAAUCAUCAGGACAGUUUGAAGAGAAUAAGGGACAGAUUUUCUGGGCCAGUAAAUCCUCAACUUGGUAAUAAAGGCGAUCAUUUCUCUCAUGUUGGAUAUACUGAGCUUAAGAUUGCUUCUGAUACAGAGUCUGAGUUCCCAUUUUCAGAUGAUGAUGAUUUGAAUUCUGUCCUUAGAGAAAUUAUAGAUGACAAGAAUCUCAUUGUCCUACGACAUGGUAAAGAUCAAAUGCAAAAUGGAGAUACGAAAUCCGUGGAGAAGAAUACCGAAUUAGCUUCUGAUAUUGGGGUUUCACUUUUAGAUCAAUAUUUGCAGAAAAACGAAAAUGUUUCUCGUGAUGUUAAGGGCUGGGUAUCUACAAUUGGAUAUGGUCUUGAAGAUAUCAAAUGGGAACAAUCAAAAGGUAAGAAUAUUGUUCUCGUCAACGGAUUAAAUAACGAUGAAAAACCAACAAGUAAACUCGAGCCAUUUCUCCACGAUAAUCCAAGUUCUUCUGUUCCAGACCCAGAUGAGAAAUCUUGUGGUAUUGGAACUUGUCAGAUGGCAGCGAUAUCUGAUGAAAAACCCACCGAAGUUUCAAAGACUAUAGAAUCAACUGAAAAUGUUGAUCAUACAUCAAAGGUUGCAGAACAAACAGCUAAUCCGGAUCCCUUGCAUGAGAACGAUAUGACAAGGGAUGAUAUAUCAGGUUCUGAAUACAUAGAGGGAAGCAGCGUGAGUGAAAUCGAAGGCGAGAGUAUGGUUGACACGUUGAAACGACAGCACGAGCAUGACAGAAAAUCUAUGGCGAAUCUGUGCAAGGAAUUGGAGGAAGAAAGGAACGCUUCAGCAGAAGCUGCCAAUGAGGCCAUGUCCAUGAUCACUCGUUUGCAAGAAGAGAAAGCUGCACUUCAUAUGGAGGCUUUACAGUACUUGAGGUUGAUGGAGGAGCAGGCCGAGUACGAUAUGGAUGCACUAGAGAAAGCAAACGAACUCCUAGCCGAGAAGGAGAAGGAGAUGCAGGAUAUGGAAGCUGAGUUGGAUAUUUAUAGGAUGGAUGAAGAUGAAACAGAGAGCAGAAACAAUAAAAUAGAACAGAAUAGAAUAAACGAAAAGAUAUUGGAGAUAAAGAACUCGUUGUUGGACUUCAAUGCAGAAAAGGAGUACAUUUCGCAUUGUCUUAAAGAGUUGGAGAGAAAGCUGCAUCAUAUUUUUUGCGUAAAUGGUAAGAAACAGAAGGAUGAUGAAAAGGUUUUGAUAGAAGAAAAUGAUGAUAAAAAGGAAUUGGUGAAAAACUCGUCGGAAGCAUUGAAUUCGUUUCAGAAUGAGAUUGCAGAUCUUAAUGUGAGGCUGGAAGCGCUGGAGGCUGAUCGCGAACUCUUGUCACACAUUCUGUAUUCGCUUAAGAACGGACAUGGAUUGCAGUUCAUUGAAGAAGUGUGUCGACAACUUAGCGAGUUAAGGAGAGCUGUAAUCGACACGAAAAGUCUGAAUUCAAGCUCUUGAUGAUGAGGAGCCCAUUCUUUCUAUUGGUAAAAAUAAAUCAAUUUAAUAGAAUCAUCUCAUUCUUGUUCCUACCAUUCA
Messenger RNA from Impatiens glandulifera, 2643 nucleotides. Its product is annotated as myosin-binding protein 1-like. The transcript is spliced from 2 exons. The record is from RefSeq and is a predicted model, not a curated record. Gene Ontology annotation, molecular function: myosin binding. The coding region runs from base 514 to 2565 and encodes 683 amino acids. NCBI's taxonomy places the organism in Eukaryota, Viridiplantae, Streptophyta, Magnoliopsida, Ericales, Balsaminaceae.